Molecule: messenger RNA, 2311 nt
Organism: Manis javanica (Malayan pangolin)
Lineage: Eukaryota; Metazoa; Chordata; Mammalia; Pholidota; Manidae
Source: RefSeq, a predicted model, not a curated record
UAGAAACUAGACAGUGAAAAGAACUGGAGGUAAGGCACCCCCUACCCUGCCCUGCUCCUCCAGGCUCCCAGAAAUCUCAGGGCAGAAGCACAGAUGGCCUCUGGAGCUCCUGCCUGGUGGGACCAUGAGCUGGCAGCUGCUGUGGCUUGGCUUCCUCCUCCCCAUGGUGGUCUCAGCCCGGGCUCUAGGGCCUGCAGAGAAGGAGGCAGCAGUGGAUUACCUGUUGCAGUAUGGGUACCUACAGAAGCCUCUAGAAGGACCUGCUGACUUUAGGCCAGAAGAUAUCUUGGAAGCUCUGAGAGCUUUUUAGGAAGCAUCUGAGCUGCCAGUCUCAGGUCAGCUGGAUAAUGCCACAAGGGCCCACAUGAGGCAGCCCCGUUGUGGCCUGGAGGACCCCUUCAACCAAAAGACCCUGAAAUACCUGAUGCUGAGCUGCUGGAGGAGGAAGCACCUGACCUUCCACUUCCUGAACCUGCUCUCUACCCUCCCAACCCACACAGCCCAGACAGCCCUCCUCCAGGCCUUCCAGUACUGGAGCAGUGUGGCCCCCCUGACCUUUCAGGAGGUGCAGACUGGCUGGGCUGACAUCCACCUCUCCUUCCAUGGCUGCCAAAGCCCGUACUGCUCCAAUACCUUUGAUGGGCCUGGCAAGAAGAGCCCAGAGACAGGGGAUGAGGAAGAGGAGACAGACCUCCCUUCUGGGCCACAAGUAUCUACAGAACACAGUCCUGUGCCGGACCCCUGUGGUGGUGAACUGGAUGCCAUCAUGCUGGGUGAGGCCCUCCCCUUUUAGGCUGCAGGCAGGCAGUGGGGGCAGUCUGCUGUUAAGACCUGGACAAAUGGGGAUGACAUGGAAUCUCAGCAUGAGCAAUGGGGGACCCCACGGGAAAACCUAUGCCUUCAAGGGGAACUAUGUGUGGACUGUGACAGAUUCAGGGCUGGGUCCCUUGUUCCAAGUGACUGCCCUUUGGGGGGGGCUCCCGGGAAACCUGGAUGCUGCUGUCUAUUCUCCUUGAACACAAUGGAUCCACCUCUGUAAGGGUAAGGGGACUGGUUUCCAGUGUGUUACCUGAGGACGGCCUGCCACCAAAGAAGCUAUAAAAAGGAGGGAGAGAUGAGACAUUUCUCAAAGGUUGGAAUGAGGAACUGUGCUGUCUUCAGAAGACAGAGGUGACUUGCUCUCUCCUUGCAUGCUCCCAGGAGACAGGGUGUGGCGCUACAUUAAUUUCAAGAUGUCUCCUGGCCUCCCCAAGAAGCUGAACAGGGUAGCACCCAACCUGGAUGCAGCUCUCUAUUGGCCUCUCAACCAAAAGGUGUUCCUUUUUAAGGGCUCCGGUUACUGGCAGUGGGACGAGCUGGGCCAAACUGACUUUGGCUACUACCCCAAACCAAUCAAGGAGCUGUUAACUGGAGUGCCAGACCCGCCCUUGGCAGCCAUGAGCUGGAGGGAUGGCCGUGUCUACUUCUUCAAAGGCCAACAGUACUAGCGCCUCAACCAGCAGCUUCAAGCAGAGAAAGGCUACCCCAAGGGUACUGCCCACAACUGGAUGCAUUGCGGUCCCCAGAACCCAAACACUGCCCUGUCUGGUGGGGACACCCCUCUCCCAGCCACAGGAACUACCUUACCCAAAGACACAAUCUCAGACAUGACCCCCUCCACCACAGGUCCCACCAGCCUUGUAUUCCCUGGGACAGUCACACUCCUAGUAGCCUAGGACCUGAACCAAAUGUUUGCUUACUAGGCUGCUGGUGCUGCAGCAGGGUCAUGAACCACAGAAUGCAGGCCUCUGUACAUCGCAGCUCUAGCCACCACUCCAGCGCUUUCUCUGCUGGGCAGUGACUCCUUAAUGCUGGGUCAGCCCCCACCUCUUGGCUUCUUCCCCACUCUAGACAGCCUUUCAAUUGUUAUCUACUGUCUGGAGGGCAGUGGUGGAGGGAAGGUGUUAACCAGGCCUUUGGCUGACAGGAGGUGCCAGCUGGGAAGCUGUUAUUCCUGAUAAAUUGCAAGAAAACAGCAUGGCCAGUAAAAUGAGCAAGGGCUUUGGAGUCCUUGAGAAUCAUAUUUACCUGCUUGUGACAUCAGGUGAGUUAAUUAACCUUGUUGAGCCUCGGGACCCCCAACUGCAAAAUCAGGUUAAUAUCAGUCCUGCAGGGUUGUCACAUUAAGUGAAAUACUGUAUGUGAAGUGGUACUGUGUCUGGCACAUUUGUGCUUCAUAAAGGCUAACUCCAUGUUCAUAAGAAAGGCCCAAACAGCUCUUUGUGUGGCUGUGUGUACAACUGUCCAGUCUGAUAAAGGAACUCUUACCAGA